UAAAGUGAUUAAUCGAUUGAGGAAGUGGACAAAACGCCUUUAUUUGUUUCACCCUAAAGCAUAAAAAUGUCCCGAGCAAUGAUUCCAAGCCAACAAAAGUUGGCUGAGAAGCUCACAAUUCUAAAUGAUCGUGGAAACGGGAUGCUGACUCGAAUUUACAAUAUUAAAAAGAUGUUGGGCAACCAUGACAACAAACCACCAUUUCUGUCUGACAAGAAUAUGGAGCCAGCACUACGAGUUUUGUUGAGGAGAUUCCCACAGUAUGACAGCAAAGCUAGUCAGCUGGGCAUUGUGAACUCUAUGAAGGCUGAAAUUGCCAAAUCCCUUUCUUUAUAUUACUACACCUUUGUGGACAUCUUGGAUUUUAAGGAUCAUGUGGUUGAUUUGCUCACUACCAUUGAUGCUUGCCAAGUUCACAUGGAUAUAACAUUGAACUUUGACCUGACAAAGAACUACCUUGACCUGAUCUCGAGCUAUGUUUCCAUCAUGAUCCUGGUGUCCAAGGUGGAGGACAGGAAGUCCGUCCUGGCCCUGUUCAACGCUGCACAUGAAUUCCUACAUGGAAAAGGGGAUCAGAUGUAUCCUCGUUUAGGCCAGAUGUUUCUUGACUAUGACCCACCAAUGAAAAAACUAGCCGAGGAGUUUGUACCACAUUCCAGGUUUCUGAUGCCAGCCCUGUUAUCACUGAGCAAAGUGUAUCCUCAGCGUAACCAUCCCGCCGAACAGAUGAGAUCUCAGCAAGUUCUCAGUAUCAUCUCGGAGCCUUCCAAAAUGUCUACUGUGGUUGGCUUAGACAUGAUUCAGUGUGAGUACCAGUCACUGGACACCAUGGAGAAAUGGAUUAUUUAUGGUCUGAUGCUGUGUUACAACAGCCUGUCAGAGGCUCAUGUGUGGGAUCUGUGGAAGACGGCGCUCGGCUCGGGUUACAUUCUACAGUUGUGUCGAGAUGAAGUGCUGCACAUACACAGUUAUAUCGUCACCUUCUUUGACAGUCUCAAAGGGUACAGCCACCACAACAAACGAGUGACCGAUGUCAAAGAACUCCAGACACAUGCUCUGCAAACAUCUCCUGGUAUUCAUCGAGAAAGAAGAAAAUUUCUUCGAUCUACACUGAGAGAACUGUCUCUUAUCUUCACAGACCAGCCAGGCUUGUUGGGGCCAAAGGGUCUCUUUGUAAUACAAGCUUUGUCGAUCGCAAGAGAUGAGGUGAACUGGCUUCUGCGUCAUGUCGUCAAUCCACCAGGCAAACGCCACAAUAUUAAACUCCCUCCUGAAGAGUUCCUUGACCGGCAACUUCCUGAGCUGUUGUUUUAUAUGGAAGAACUAAAAGGUCUGGUGAAGAAGUACAAUCAAGUGAUUCAACGUUACUAUGUGCAGUUUCUGUCUGGUUACGAUGCUGUCCACCUAAACCAGCUAAUUCAGAAUCUGGCAAUGUGUCCUGAAGAUGAGAGUGUUAUUUUGUCAUCAUUCUACAACACAAUCUCUGCAGUAACUGUCAAACAAGUUGAGGAAAAUGAGCUGUUUGAUUUCCGAGGAUUGCGACUAGACUGGUUUCGGUUGCAAACAUACACCAGUAUGAGCAAGGCUGGGCUGAUGCUACAAGACCACCAAGUGUUGGCCAAGCAGAUGAACACGAUUGUCUUCCACACCAAGAUGGUCGACUAUCUCGAUGAACUGCUCAUUGAGACUGGAGAUCUGUCAAUAUACUGUUUUUACACCACUCUGUUUGAGCACCAGUUCAAGCAGUGUAUGGAGUUCCCGGCUCAGCACCGAUUCAGCAUCAUCUUCCCCAUGAUAUGUGGACACUUCAUGAAUGCAACACACCCACUCUGUCCAGAAGAGCGGCACUCAAUUGGGACGACCAGUGUCCAGUAUGCUCAUUGGUUCUUGAAGGAGAUGUCGGAAGAGGUGAACCAGGUGAUCACGGCAAUCUGCGAGGAGCAGUGCAUGCUCAGUUACAAGCUUCUGCCAAAACACAGUGCAGCCCUGAUCAUGAAGUCGAGUCAGAAGAAUAAAAAGGUAAAGAAGGGAGACAAAAAGGAAGUUAAGGACAAGGAGCCUGAGAAACCAGGACAGGAGAGUAAACGGAAAUACAGGGAAAACUUUACCAGGAUGGACAAACUGCACAUGGCACUGACGGAGCUGUGUUAUGCCAUCAACUACUCGAACAUCAUUCAGGUGUGGGAACACGGCUUUGUGCCACGAGAGUUCUUCCUCCAGCAGCUGGAGCUGCGCUUCAACAAAGCAUUGGUUGGGAUGAUGAUGUACAACCCUGAAACUAACGAGAUCGCCAAGCCAUCUGAACUGCUGAAUGGUGUCCGUGCAUACAUGAGUGUGCUGCAGUGUAUUGAAAACUACGUUCACAUCGACAUUGCGCGAGUUUUCAAUAACGUCUUGCCACAACAGACUCAACCCACUGACAGUACAGGAGAGAAAACUAUCACUUCAAACUACACCAACUGGUAUUUAGAAGUGUUGUUAAGACGAGUGACUGUGAACCCGGGGCAGAUUGUGUACUCACCACGAUACAAAGCGUUUGUCAGUAUCUUCUCGGAGGGACAGCUACCAUUUGCUGCUGAGGAAUAUGCUGAUAUCACAGAGUUACGUGCCCUAGCCGAGUUGAUUGGUCCGUAUGGAAUGAAAUACAUGGGAGAGAGGCUGAUGUUGAAUAUUGCCAGCCAGGUUGAUGAGCUCAAGAAAUUGGUGAUUCAGAACAAGGACAUUUUGCUUCAGCUGAGGACAAGUUUCGACAAGCCGGAUACGAUGAGAGAGUUGUGUCGCAAACUGCAAAAGAUUAAAACUUCCUCAUCAUCUCAUAAGAAUGCUCCAAGUGAUGUGGAUAUCGUGUUGAUGAGAAUGAUCAUCGUUGGUGUGUUGCUGUCAUUCAGGUCGCUGGCACAGGAGGCUCUGAGAGAUACUCUGGAAGAUCGUAUUCCAUUUCUGAUGGGAUCUAUUCGAGAUCUGCACCACUAUGUGCCAAGCACCAAAGAAGCUCUGCCCACUUCUUUGAAACAGCAGGUGGUCAAUGAACUGGCCUCAUCAGCUGGACUUCAGUGCAAUGUGGAUCCAACUCUGUGCAAUGCACUUAGAACUCUGAAAAUAGAGCAUGCUGAAGAUGAAUACACAGUGGCGUGUCUACUGAUGGUUUUUAUCGCGGUAUCCAUCCCGAAGCUGGCUAGGACGGACAUAGCAGCGUACAAGGCCUCCCUAGAAGGUCAUCAAAACAAUGCCCACUGUCUUGCCAAGGCAAUCAAUGCUCUGGCCGGUGCUAUGUUUACUAACCACGGACCUGGUGAUGUGGAAGACAGACUGAAGGAAUUUCUAGCAUUAGCAUCGUCCAGCCUGCUGCGUCUGGGCCAGGAACACGACAAGGAAGUCAUCAAGAACCGAGAGUCUGUGUACCUUCUGCUGGAUCAGAUUGUACAAGAAUCUCCAUUCCUCACCAUGGAUUUACUCGAGUCAUGUUUUCCGUAUGCUCUGUUGAGAAAUGCGUACCAUACAACAUACAAAGCAUCGGCUACCGAACCUUGAAAGUAUCCAGAUCAGGGCCCUUGGAUUUUACUUUUACAAAUAUAUAAACACAUUAGCUGUCGAGACAAGUUUCAAAAACAGUUUUUAAAAUCAAAUUUACAAGUCAGUGCUUCGUCAUGAGUUAGUGUUUCAUUGGCAGAACAUUUUGGGUUUUUUAAACACUAGUCAAGGAUGAAGUAAACUGUGGUGUUUGGUGUUGAAAUCAUCUACAAAACAGCGUUACAGAAUGAAAUCAUCUACCAAAAGAGCACUAAAUAACUUUCUUUCAGUAGUCAUAUCUUCUUCAACUUCUCUACAUAAAAAUGUUAUGUCAAGUUAGAAAUACUUAUUUGACAAUAAAUUCUGAUUGCAUUGUCACAAAGGAAAGAAUCUAUAGCUCAGAUAACCGGUGACUGUUUUAAGAUAUCGGCUUUAUUAGACAUGUUAGAAUGAUGAAUGAAAUUGCAAUGAGAAGUCAAGGUUAGACUGUAUGAAAAGAGACACCAAUCAGAAUUUUGUAAAUUUUUAUAUUAUGUAGAAUUGUAUAUGUAUCUGAUAGAUAUUUGGACAUGAACAUGUUCCAGUGUGUACACAUGUGCAUAAUUUGAUGCCUAAUACAAAUUAAUGGUAAAUUAAUACCCAUUGUUGAAUUUAGAAACAAACAUCUACUUUUGAAACAAUUGAGUUUCACUGAGAAAGAUACUGAGGUGUUCUACUUUCAAUAUACUUUUUUUUUUUUUAUCAGUUUAAUUUUUUGGUCCUGCCUGUGAUGAAAGACAUUAGAUUUUACUUUAGCAUCAACUUUUGAAUUUAGAUGUUACGUUUUUGCAGUUAGUGCCAUUUUUCUAAAAUGGGAAGUGUUUGAUCAACUAAUCUUCUCACACCAUAAAUAAAGGAACAUAGUUUGUGACUUGAGCUUACAUACAUGUUUAUAUGACAAACGAGUACUCACAGUCUAGAUUUCUAAUUUAGACAAGUGAAAAAAAAAAUUGUAAAUUUUAUUUUGAUUUCAUUUAUGUAAAUAGCUUAUCAUCAAUUUUUCAAACACCAUUGUAAAUUCUUAGUUUUAAUAUUCAUACAGCAUACCAGCAAAUUUAGCAUGUUUUAUGUAGAAACAUAGAUAUGGUUUAUGUAGAAACAUAGAUGUAUUAUUUUAUACAUUUAUUGCAUGUUCUAGCCAAUUAUUUAUUAGCAUAUUUUUAUUUAUGUUUUUGAAUGGACCAAGUUAUUAUAGAAAUUGAUGAGUUGACAAUACUUUCUCUCUAAACGAGUACUGUGCAAAUAUUGUUGUCUAAUCAUUGUGUCUAAUGUAAACUAAUAGAUUUUUUAAUCCUUUGUUGUUGUUAAACAAUAUUUGUUUUUGUAAGUUAAUAGACAUUACAAUCAGAGGUUAUUAUUACCAAUAUUCUGUUCAGCAUAACUAUUACAAUUAUUUCAUAGCUGUAAGAUAACCUAUAAAACAUAUUUAAAACCUUUUAUUAUUCACGUGCACUAUACAGCUUUUUACAGCGUAAAGGAACUGUUACUGUUGGUUAAAAUUGUCAUUGUAAAUGUCUUGGACCUUCUUCUGUUUCUCUCAUUUCUUAUUUAUUAGUCCCCUACCAGUCCAACCGGAGAAUACUACAGGCUUCGUCUCCAUCCUUCUGUCCGUCUGUCUGUCCCACAUAUAUUUUUACGGAGUUUUUUCCCGCUGUCUCAAGAUAUUGAUUUGAAAUUUUGUGUAUAGCUUUAUCAUGUACUGUUACAGAUAAAGUUUUAAUUUCAAUGCAAUAUCCCCAUUUUGUGGCAGAGUUAUGGCCCUUGAACUUAAGAGAUACAAAAAUUAGUUGGGCCCGGUAGGGGACAUGUAUUACUUUAAAUAGCAAUACUCUUGGAAUGUUUGUUACAUUGUAUUUUCACGGUGGCCGACUAUGUCAUUGUUUUAGUGGAUGGAAGUCGGCAAUGGUGGGGUCCAAAUAAUUUAUUAUUUCUUGCAACAUCUAAUUUAUUAUCGGAGCAUUCUACAUGUGACAGAGUUUGUGUAACUUUUGAAACAACUGUAUUUUUCUGUCUUUAUUAUUUCAAAUGCAUCUAAUGCUGAUUCCAAAAACAUUUGGCCAACAUUCUCUUGAGAAAUGAGCUCGCUUUCUGAAAGAAAUUUGGCCACAGUGUUCUCAAUAAAACAUGCUUACCAGCAUUUGAAGAAACAUCAAAGACAAAAAGCUUUUAUAUGACUAUGAUGUAGUUUGGCCAUUGUGAGUUUUGUUGUAUUUAUAUAGAGGCCUUUCUUGUAUAACCAUCUUUAAACUAUUUUUAUUAAGAAACUAUGAAUAGCAUGAUUUAAAUUGCAGUAUACUAGUGUAUAAACUGACGAAAUCUUCAUAAAGCUAUACUUUAUGAGAUAUAUUUAAUUUCCUUAAGUUUAGUAAUCACUAUAAAAAUAAAAUAAAAAAAAGGACUCCUAAUACACUCGUGUUCUCCCUUCGCUUUUAAUUUUGAAAUUCACUUACAAGCCUAAAUAAAUAUAAAAAUAAAAUAGGUAGCAUGUUUUUUUAAAUGGUUUUCUGUUUAUUAAUAGUGGAUUCACGCAGGGCCGUAGCUAGCAGGGGUGGUGGUGGUGGGGGGGGGGGGGGCAAAAGAAAUCCCGAAAAAAUUAUAUAAAGUUAAAGAAAAUUCUCUACUUAACCAUUUAAGGAGUUUUUAGACUAUUAACUACUCGAUUGCCUCCACCCACCCCCAACAAAAAAUCCUAGCUAUGGCCCUGAUUCACAUCUGAAGUCUUGCCUGCAACAGUGUGGUCAUGUAUCUCCACAUAAACAUUUAUUUCAUGGUUUCAGUAAUGAAAGGAAUGUUUAAUGACAUCACAUCACUCAUUAAGGUUACGCUUAUUUGGUGUAGUCAGACCUGUGUUAAGCAGCUAUAGUGGUAGUAUCAAACAGUGGCUUUUAAAAACAGAUGGCUGCUUAAUACAGGUCAGUUUAUACUAUAUUGGAUGGUUUGGAGUAUUAGGUGGCUGCUUAAAACAAGUGUCCACAAGAGCAUGUUUGACUGUACUCUUAUUAUGAUCCUUGGUCUGCCAAUGUUAAUCCUACAGAUUAGUAGCAAGGGACCUUUAUAUGUACCUUACCAGAUACAGGGCAGCACAUACCAUGGUCUAUAAAUUGACCCAUUAGGUCUUCUGGGGGGAUCUAUGAUGUUAUGACUUAUUACCAGUGCUCUACCACAGCUACAUCAUGAAUGAAGUAUUAAAAAUGUAAUAAGAUUUUUAAAUGUGAAUCUCUUAUGACCCAAUUCUUUCAGAAUCUCAACAAUUCAUUUGGUAGUUAUUUUUCAUGUGAUUCAAAAUCUCUAUAUGAAUAUUAUUUUACUAGAACUUAAUUUUUUUUAUAUUACCUUCCAGAUAUCAGACUCAACCAUCCAUAUGACAUGUUAAUAUGUAUGCAACCACAAUAAUUAUUGUAUUAAUUUAUAAAGAAAUUUGUAUAAUGUUGCUAAAAAAAUAAGUAAUUUAUUUUUUAAUUUAAUUUAUAGUUAUCUUACAACAUUAAGACAAUUAUUUGAAUCUUGCUUUUAGCCAGUUAACAGAGUAUAGACAAUAAUUAUAAACCUUUGGAGUACAAUAUUGUUUAAAAAGGUUGAAUUUUAUUUUAAGUGGAAAAUGUUUUCUAAAAUUAUACAUAUUUUAUUGUGAUUAAUAACUGUACAUUUUAUUUAAAUAUCAGAUCAUUGUAGUUUUUUGUUGGCUGCCUGCUGGCAGUGACUUGAAUGACUCUUUACAUACUAUAAGACCAUCUACAUUUUGUAAGUUAACCAUACAAUCCCACCUACACACAUAGAUAAUGGAGGUCUAGUAAGUUGUAGAACUUGUGCCUAAUCCGUUUUUUUUAUUUAAACAGUAAAAUGUUUCAAUCAAAAAUAUACAUAACUUUUUUGCAUAGUUUUUAAAACUUUCAUCCAUUGCUUUCUUUAAUAUGUACUUAAAAAGGCGCCGCAAUCUGGACUCAUAUUUUUUAAUUUGUACAUAAUAUAAUUGUUGUUGGUCAUUCAUUUCAGAUGCAUGUUGUACACUGUAAUUUACUUUACAUGAAUCAUCGAACAUAAAAAUAAAGACGACUUUUCUGUACAAGAA
This is a messenger RNA of Gigantopelta aegis, 7618 nucleotides long. RefSeq names its product nck-associated protein 1-like. Bases 67 to 3531 code for a protein of 1154 amino acids. Lineage: Eukaryota; Metazoa; Mollusca; Gastropoda; Neomphalida; Peltospiridae. Gene Ontology annotation, biological process: cortical actin cytoskeleton organization; neuron projection morphogenesis; cell migration. Gene Ontology annotation, cellular component: SCAR complex. The record is from RefSeq and is a predicted model, not a curated record. The transcript has 36 exons.